Molecule: messenger RNA, 1283 nt
Organism: Merops nubicus (carmine bee-eater)
Lineage: Eukaryota; Metazoa; Chordata; Aves; Coraciiformes; Meropidae
Product: DNA helicase B-like
Exons: 8
Source: RefSeq, a predicted model, not a curated record
GUGAUACUAGACAGCUACCAAGCAUAGACCCAGGAAACAUGUUUGCUGAUAUCUUUGAGGGUCUAAAAUCAAAAGGCUUUUCUGUGGAACUGCGAACUAAUCACAGAGCUGAAUCACAACUAAUUGUAGAUAAUGCAUCAAGAAUCUCUCACCGGAAGCUUCCUGAGUUUGACGAGGUGCUGAAGGUUUCUGAUUGGAAUGAGGACGUGACGAUGCCGAGCCCGGAGAAGAAAUUCAUUCUUAUUGCACUGCCUGCUGGCGGGGGCUCUAACAAUUUGCAAGCUGCCAUAAAGACUUUACUUAAAAAAGGACCAGGAUUGGAGGAUGCCAGUCAAUCACAGUUCAUUGCUUUCAGGAGGCAAGAUUGUGAUCUAAUAAAUGAACUUUGUUGCCAACACUACUCAAAUCACGUAACCAGAGACCAUAAAAACCGACUUUUAUUUCAAAUUGAUGACAAGAUUUCCUGCAUGCGGAAUACGUAUCUCAGGGAUCUCUUGCCAGAGCGUGGUUUCAGGGAGGACCCUAAUCACCAUGAAUGCAAAAGUGGAGAAACCACAUUCACUACAGAGCCUGCUGAGGAGGACAAACGACUAUGCAAUGGGGAUAUAUUUUUCAUAACAGGGGAUGUAGAGGUUGAUAAACAACGCUUGCUGACCCUCAGCAGCACCUACGGCUCCACUUUCACUGUGAAGUACGCAGCACUGAAGAAGCUGUGUCGCAUCAGACAUGCAUGGGCCAGAACUAUUCACACGUUUCAGGGUUCUGAGGAAAAAACUGUUGUCUACGUGGUCGGCAAUCCCGGCCGCCAGCACUGGCAGCACGUGUACACCGCUGUGACCAGAGGACGCUGCCGCGUCUAUGUUGUAGCCGAAGAGCUGCACCUCAGGAGAGCUGUCACCAACAAGAACGUGCCCAGAAAAACUCGACUGCAGAGAUUUUUGAGAGAGGCCAUCGCAGAAACAAGCAGCUGUCCCAGGCAAACUUCCUCUCCCCUGCCAAAGAGCUGGCAGAGUCAAGAGCUUGAGACUCGGUCUGUUUCUGUAACUCAGGGUGCUCCUGAACAUCUGACUGACUUGAUUGAACAGGAAGGGUCAGCAGGUCUCAAUAAAGAGGAGCAGAAGGGCAGUGUGCAGCAAAGUCCAUGUAAAAGACAACAAACUCUUGCGGAGAAUUCUGAGGAUGCUACGAAAAAACCCUCUGUAAAAGAUUCCCCACUUGGGUCUUCCAGACUUAAGAAUCUAACUUUGGGAAAUCCAACUCCUAGGAAGCUUUUCAAAAGCUAG